AUGGGCUACGUGGAGGUGAUCAAGAUGCUCCUGGCAGCACGGGCCGACAAAGAUGCGGUCGACGCUAAGGAGCACUCUGCGAUCUUCUACGCGGCAGCGUUAGGUCAUGAAGAUGUUGUGAGGGAGCUGACACAGGCAGGCUGCGCCUUGGGCAAGGCCGAGCGUGACAGCAACCUUCACAGCCAGCUGGCGAAAGAGCAUGGGCAGCGCAUGGUGCAGAGCGUGUUGGACCUGGCGCGGAGAGCUGAGGCCCUGCGUGCGGCCACCCGCGAAGGUCAGGAGAAGGUCGUGCGCUGCGUGCUGGAGUUGGCCAAGGCAGUGACCACCGAGAACCUUCACGACGCCUGCGGUUCAGGACAGCUCGGAGUUGUCAAGCGCCUCGUGGAGAAUCUUGCAGACAUCAAUGUGCCGGACCAGAACGGCCGGGUGCCUAUGCGCAGUGCGAUUGAGCGUGGGCAGCUGGCCAUCGUUGACUAUCUUUGGGAAACCGGCAAUGUCUACUCGUCUGCUUCACGUCAUGCGAUCAGCCCAGACGAGGCGCGGCAGCAGGAUCUCACCUACCUGUUUCAGACCGCAGUGCUGUCCAGAAACACCAAGGUGUCGGACCGUUUUCUCGAGCUCCGUGCGGAUGUGAACUUUGUGGAUGACAGCGGCCAGACGCCUCUCCACAGUGUUGCGAGCAUGGGCACAGGGUGGGAAGACAUGGUCGAGUACUUGCUCGAAGCUCGGGCCAACAUGGAUGCAAAGGAUUCGCAGGGCCAGACCCCCCUGGUGCAGGCCUCCAAGCUCGGCAGUGAUAAGAUGGUGAUGUUUCUUGCAUCGUACAAGUCGGAUCCCCAUGCCACCAGCCGGGAAGUUGCAGCGGUGCAGAUGGCCUGUCACAGAAAGUCGCCGGACAUGUUGGAAUGCGUCCUUAGAGUGGGUGUAGACAAGGCGAAGUCAGCCGAGAAGGAGUUGCACGCUCUGCACAUUGCAUCUGCAAAUGGCCUGGAGCAAGCGGUCAGCUGCCUCCUAGAGGCCCGGACGGAACCAGACAUCCGUACAAAAGCCGGUUUGACACCCCUCUACUUCGCCGCCGCCUGGGCACGUCUGGGCGUGGCCGACUGCCUGCUCGCUGCUGCAGCAGAGAUCGACGCUGCGGCCUCGAACGGUUGGACGCCUUUGUUCGUUGCCGUUCAGCGCGAACGUGUCGAAAUUGCAAAGCUUCUGUUGAAAAGCAGGGCCGACAUGAACAGAGUGGACACGAAGCAGAGGACGCCCCUGUACUUCGCUGCUUGCAUGGGCCAGCUCAGGAUUGCCCGGGUGAUGCUGCGAGAUCGCGUGUUGGUGAAUUCGAGAGAUCGCCGUGGGUGGACGCCGCUGCACGCCGCAAUAGCUCAUGGACAGACUGACAUGGUCCGGAGUCUAAUCGACUGGGGCGCCGACAUCACAAUCACUUGCACAUGCGGCUCCACCUGUGCGGCUUUCUCGGCGCUCUACAACCAAGCUGUGGCUAUGGAAUUGCUGCUGGACAAGCGCGCGGAUUUCAACUAUGCCGAGCAGGAGCUCUACACACCCCUUCACCACGCAGCAGAGUUUGGCUUGCUUGACGGAGUGGGAAGGCUUCUCGAAAUCCGGGCCGACGUGGAGAAACGGACAAAAGAAGGCUGCACGGCCCUCUUCUUGGCCGCCCAAGAGGGCAGGCUCAAGGCUGUUCACUUGCUCGUGAUGGCCAGAGCAGACAUCAACGCGCAGAAGAUCACGAGCAGUCCUCCUCGCGUGCGCUUGGAGGCGCCGGAACUGGAAGGUGCGACCCCACUUUUCAUGGCAGCUUCUACCAACCACCUGGAUGUUGUCAAGUACUUGAUUGCGGCUGGCGCAGACAAGGACCUCCGAGGGCCUUCCACCGGUGCUGAUACUCCCCUUUGUACUGCGGCACUGCAGGGUCACGUGCAGGUUCUCAGCGCCCUUCUGCACCACCAUGCUGCCAUUGAGUCUUCCUUGGGCCCGGAAACCAAUGUGCUGCUGGCAGCCAUUGAUGCACCCACCAAAGCAUCGCUCCUCACCCUGCUCCAGGCAAAGGUAAGUCCGAACCUCAAUGCUGCGACUGCCGUCUCGCCCUUUCGGGUCGCGAUCCGGUCAAAGAACCUGGAGGCCAUGAAGUGGCUGGUGGGAGCCGGGGUCCAACAGGAACCAGCCGACCCACGUGGUUGGACACCCCUCCACACUGCUGCCCACGCAGGUUCCGUCGAGGCGAUCAGGGCAUUGCUGCACAUGUGCGUGAACAUUGAGCGCACCACGAAUCGCGGAGCGACGCCUCUGCUCAUUGCUGUCAUGGCUGGACGGAAGGAGCCAGUGGCGAUUCUCUUGCAGGCCAAGGCCAACGUCAACCACGAGAAGAGUGAGGGCUGGACGCCUUUGCUGACUGCGGCCGCCUCCGGUCGCUGCAAGAUCGCCCAUUUUUGCCUGCAGGCACGGGCAGAUGUGAAUUGUGCCAACAGCAAAGGAUACGCAGCCCUGCAUCUGGCCUCGGCUGGUGGCUACCCGCAGGUGGUGAUGAUGCUGCUCCAAAGCCGCGCAGACAAGGAUGCCGUUGGCCCCGCCGGCACUGCCCUCACCUUGGCCGCCGCUCGUGGCUUUCUCAAGGUCAUCCAGGUCUUGUUGCAGGCCGGGGCGAGCGUGGACUUGCCGCGGGAGGAUGGAAAAACGGCGCUGUACUGUGCUGCCGCGAGAAACCAAGUUCAUGCAGUCCAGCUUCUUCUGGACGCAGCCGCAGACCACGAGAAGCCUGCCGACGGCGGCUUUACGCCGCUGCGCAUCGCUGCUUCCAGGUGCUACGUGGAGACGUGCCGACUUAUGCAGCGCAACGUGCCCAAAAAGCCGCUGAAAGGCAACCGAUGA
This is a messenger RNA of Symbiodinium sp. CCMP2592, 2880 nucleotides long. NCBI's taxonomy places the organism in Eukaryota, Dinophyceae, Suessiales, Symbiodiniaceae. The record is from the annotation of a GenBank genome assembly.